AUGACUUCAAACGUUGCAAUUAUCUUCGUUGUUACUGUUUCAAGAAGUGAUAAAUUGACACUAUCUAAUGCUACGAGUGAAACGCAUUUUCAUUUUAAAGGUGAUCUAGGAGACACUACAGUUGUUCCGGCUGUUUUCUCUGAAACUAAAGAAUUAUUCGGUGAACCAAAUGUUGUUGUUUAUAAUGCUUCUGCUAUGUCCCGCUUUACCCCAAAUGGAGAGGAGUUUUUGAAAUUAACAGUUCAAGAAGUUGAAUCUGAUCAAACUAUCAAUGUUACAAGUGCCCUAUUGGCGAUUCAAGAAGCUGCUAAGUCUUUCAAAACUUUAACAAAUGAUAAACCUAAAGCUUUCAUUUAUACAGGUAAUAUACAAGCCUUUAAACCUUUCCCACUGGUCGUAUCUCUUGGCUUGGGUAAAUCUGGUGCUUAUUCUGCAUUAACCGUUGCUAAUGAAUUCUUUUCCAAAGAGGGUUUCAAGUUUUACUAUGCCGAUGAAAGAACUAUCGAAGGUGGUCCAGUUAUGAAAGGUACCAGUGGUGAAGCUGCUGAUAAAUUCUACUUUGACUUGGCUGAAAAUGAAAACAAAGAUAUCCCUGUCUUAGCAACAUUUGUUGAAGGUAAAGGUUAUGUCAAGUUUUAA
This is a messenger RNA of Hansenula ciferrii, 639 nucleotides long. RefSeq lists its product as uncharacterized. The transcript has 2 exons. Lineage: Eukaryota; Fungi; Ascomycota; Saccharomycetes; Phaffomycetales; Wickerhamomycetaceae. The coding region runs from base 1 to 639 and encodes 212 amino acids. The record is from RefSeq and is a predicted model, not a curated record.